AUGGUGUGGAUAUGUGGUCAAUGCAAAAAAGGUCGACAUAAAUCUUGUGAAAAUGAAUGGCAAUGUGAUUGUAAAUGCAAUAUAGGUGGUGGUGCUGAUGUUACACAAAAAACUCUAGCUAUUGCUGGUGGUACAGCAUUAGCUGUUGGAGGCUUAGCUUUAACUAUAUGUACUGGUGGUUUAGGAGCAGUUCUUAUUGGUGGUGCUAUGUUAGGUGCUGGUGUUAGUUCAACUUGGAAUGGUGCUGAAAAAGCGAUCAAAGGAGAACGAAUCGAUGGAACAACAUAUGUUGCUGAUGUUGCUUUUGGUGCUGUCACAGGUGUAGCGACUGGUGGUGUAGGUGCUGCUGGUGAAACCAUAGCUACAAAUGUUGUUAAACAAGGUGCAAAAGAAGUUGCAAAAGCAGGUGCAAAAAAAUUAGCUGUACGAGCUACUACUGGUAUUGUAACCGGAGUUACAGCAAAAGCAAUAGAUGAAGUCAAACAAUGUUCAACAACUGAUAAAAAAUGGUCCGAUUAUGGAAAAAGUUUCGACCAAUAUGGUAGUGAAAAUGGAUCAGUAGCUUCAUGGAUUACAAGUGCAGCUGUUGGUGGUUUAGGUGGAGCAAGCAGUCAUGUUAGCUCGAAUUUAUCGAAACAAGUUACAUCUGGUGUUGCUAAAAGUGUUACACGUGUUGCUGUUAGUGGAACAACUGCAGCAGUUAGUGAUGCAACAAUUCAAAGUGUUAAUAUAGCUGUUGGAAAUCAAGACAAGUAUGAUAUUAAACGUACUGUUACAAGUGCUUCAACAAGUGCAAUAAUGACAGCAGCUCAAGAAGGUACAAAAAAUGCUAUUUAUAAAACUAAUGGUGGAAAAGAUAAUAUGUUACAUGAAAAAUCAAAUAGAAAAGUAAUUGAGGAAAAAGUGCCCAAACAAAAUCAACAAAAAGUAAUGAAAGAAUAUGAAAGUUUGAAGAAAAUACCUCAAGCGACAUUGAAUGAGGAAUCAACGAAAGCUUUUACUUAUACGAAUUCAGAAGCACGAAAAGCUCAUCAUCAAUCGAUUAUUGACAAUUAUGAUGCUCAGAUUACGGAACAAAAUAAACUGAAAAAUGCAGCAAUCGAUGCGAAAAACAAACCAACUAUCGCAGAACAUCAACAAAAGGCGAGAAAUUUAAUAAAACAAAAAAAUGAAGAAAUUAAAACUUUUCAAGAAAGUAAUAAGCCAAUAUUUCAAAAAAGUGAUAUUCAGAAGAUGAAUAAUGAUAAUAAUGCUCAUUUUCUUACUGGAGAUAAAGUUGGACAAAUAGCUGUUGAUAUCAAAUCACCCGUUGUUGAUUCCAGAGGAUCAACAAGAGCAAUAUUUGAUUAUGGAGCUGAUAGACAAGGACGUGCACAAUUUCGAUAUUCUGAUUAUACUAAUGAACAUGAUUAUUCAAAGAUGCACGGUUAUGGUGAAAGUAAUUACUAUAAGACUCAUCAAAAUUAUGAUAAUAAUUUGAAAGUAGUGAAUGGACAAGUGAAUAAUCUUAUGUGUAAUCAACAGGCACAAGACGAAAAGAAAAGAAAGAAAAAACAAAGUUGA
Messenger RNA from Rotaria sp. Silwood2, 1563 nucleotides. Lineage: Eukaryota; Metazoa; Rotifera; Eurotatoria; Philodinida; Philodinidae. The record is from the annotation of a GenBank genome assembly.